AUGGUUCAAAAUGAUCAAUAUCCCAUUAACUGUAAAGAACCUCGAACCGAAACUUAUGAAGGCAAGGAUCAAUUUGAAUAUGAUCAAGAAGAUGAAGAGAAAACAUCAGAUGCAAAUAUCGAAAACAUUUUACACACAAAGUUAUGGAGUUUCCCGAAAUUAUAA
This is a messenger RNA of Funneliformis caledonium, 165 nucleotides long. The record is from the annotation of a GenBank genome assembly. Lineage: Eukaryota; Fungi; Glomeromycota; Glomeromycetes; Glomerales; Glomeraceae.